GGGCUUGUCUUUUAGCAGGCUGGAUGUGUGGACACGCAUUCCUGCUCCAUCUCCAUGAUUACACCGGCAGCCUGGAGGGGAGUCGCCGCGGAGUGUGAAGCAGCAGCAGCAGCAGAGGAAGAAGGAGCAGUCGGGGAGAGAGUGAAUGAGAGCAGACCGAGCCUGUGCAUCUUCACCAUGCAGCCGACUGGCACCACCAGCCGUCCAUUUUACUCGAUUGUAUGAGCCCACGAGCGCCCGUGUGUCUGAACCGCGCAGGCAGGCAGUGUGCCGACCCCGGCGAUGACAACAUAGGCCAACGCCUCGCUGCAGCUCCAUACGGGGAAUGAACACGCACCCAAGAUGGUCCGCAUCGCCAAGGCCCUGGGUUUGGUUAUUCUGUGCGUCGCCGUGCUCAUCCUGUCGCUCAUCAGCUACGUCUCCCUGAGAAAAGACAGCCUCUUCGCCUCCUCCAAAUAUGACAUGGGAGGCCCGAGGAUCAUGUUCCACGCAGGAUUUCGGUCUCAAUUUGCCAUGAAUUUCUUGGACCCCUCCUUCAUCCCGUUAACCAACGCCCUGAAUGAGGAGCUCCAAGGAAAACCGUCCAAAUGGAAGUUCAACAAGACGGCUUUUUAUCAGCAGAAGAAAGAUAUCUUCACCUACAUCGACAUUCCUACCAACUUCUCCCUCACAAAGAACAAGGUGCGCGUCGGCCAGCUGAUGCACUUUGACUACUCCAGCCACAAGUACGUCUUCUCCAUCAGCAACAACCUGAAGUCCCUGCUCCCGGACACCUCUCCCAUCCACAACAAGCACUACAGCAUGUGCGCCGUGGUGGGCAACAGCGGCAUCCUGACAGGAAGCCACUGCGGCCCGGAGAUCGACCAGGCCGACUUCGUCUUCCGCUGCAACUUCGCCCCCACGGAGGUCUACUCCAAGGACGUGGGCAAGAAGACCAACCUCACCACCUUUAACCCCAGCAUCCUGGAGAGGUACUACAAUAACCUGCUGACCAUUCAAGACCGGAAUAACUUCUUCCUCAACCUGAAGAAGCUGGAGGGAGCCAUCCUGUGGAUCCCUGCCUUCUUCCUCCACACCUCAGCCACGGUAACCAGGACCCUGGUGGACUUCUUUGUGGAGCACAGGGGACAGCUGAAGGUGGAACUGGCCUGGCCGGGAAACAUCAUGCACGAUGUCAACAAAUACUGGAAGACUAAAAACCUCUCCCCCAAACGCCUCAGCACGGGAAUCCUAAUGUACACGCUGGCGUCCGCCAUGUGCGACGAGAUCCACCUCUACGGCUUCUGGCCCUUUGGCUGGGACCCCAACACGGGCAAGGAUCUGCCUUACCACUACUACGACAAGAAAGGGACCAAAUUCACCACCAAGUGGCAGGAGACCCACCAGCUGCCCACCGAGUUCAAGCUGCUCUACAAGCUGCACCGGGAAGGCGUGAUCAAACUCAGCCUGACGCACUGCUCCUAGACACGCUGCGGUUUUUAAGAGAACCCCAGACACAUCCGCUCUGCUCCAACCUCUGUUGUGAUCCACGUGAUGCAUGUUAUAAGUGUUACGGCAAUUUACGGCACCCUCAUUCGACAAGCACACACACACACACGCGCACACACACACACACACACACACACACACGCACGCACGCGCACACACACAUUCGUCUCACGCUUUAAUUUCACAUGAAGAUGUCACAGACUUAUCACGGCGUUGCCGCUCAUGUAUUCGGUGUAUGGUUUGUCUUCAGCGCUGCACAUUUAGGACUUUUUACGCUGCUCUGUGGCUUCUAUUGCUCUCCUUCGCAUGGCUGCUGGCCAGAACUAUUGUAACCAGAGUUUUUUCGCAGGAUGAUUCAACACAAAGUCAAAUCUUCCAGUCCCGUUUCACACGGCGUCGAUUGAUUAAUAGCCUUUUACAACAGUACACUGAUUCUGUACACUGAAAUCACUGCCUAAUCUCAGGGAAGGAGUUAGAUCAGUGUUUGUAAUCAGAUUCAAGGCAUUUCCGUUUUUUUGGCCAUCGGCCCC
This is a messenger RNA of Cyclopterus lumpus (lumpfish), 2018 nucleotides long. Its product is annotated as sia-alpha-2,3-Gal-beta-1,4-GlcNAc-R:alpha 2,8-sialyltransferase-like. The transcript has 4 exons. Gene Ontology annotation, molecular function: alpha-N-acetylneuraminate alpha-2,8-sialyltransferase activity. NCBI's taxonomy places the organism in Eukaryota, Metazoa, Chordata, Actinopteri, Perciformes, Cyclopteridae. The record is from RefSeq and is a predicted model, not a curated record. Bases 343 to 1464 code for a protein of 373 amino acids. Gene Ontology annotation, biological process: N-glycan processing; oligosaccharide metabolic process.